GGGGCUGGGUAGACCUGUUGGAGAUCCAGCAGGGCUUAGCCAGUGUAUUGGAGCCAGCAGAGAAGUUCUGUUCRGAGGGAGUGCAGCCCUACCUGGCCUCCGUACUGGAGGAGCUGAUGGGACCAAUCAGCUCAGGGUUCCAGGAAGCACGGCUCCUGAGUGACAGCCAAAUGGACCAACUGUGUCAGGACUUCCAGGAGSGCGGGGUUACCAAUGAACUCAAGCAGGCCCUAGCUAAACUGAGUAGGCCAAAUCUGUUGAGUUGUUACCAGAGGAUCAACUCUCUCCACGACCAGCUGCACGACCUGCAGGAACGCUUUGGCUUCUCCAACAUCAGCAGCCUGGUCAACAGCACCCAGAUAGACCUACAGCAG
Molecule: messenger RNA, 374 nt
Organism: Salvelinus sp. IW2-2015
Lineage: Eukaryota; Metazoa; Chordata; Actinopteri; Salmoniformes; Salmonidae
Product: protein Niban 1-like
Exons: 3
Source: RefSeq, a predicted model, not a curated record